Girardinichthys multiradiatus is the source of this 3144-nucleotide messenger RNA. It is a transcript of the gene ube2d4, whose product is annotated as ubiquitin-conjugating enzyme E2D 4 (putative). Gene Ontology annotation, cellular component: nucleus. The record is from RefSeq and is a predicted model, not a curated record. Gene Ontology annotation, molecular function: ubiquitin conjugating enzyme activity. Gene Ontology annotation, biological process: ubiquitin-dependent protein catabolic process; protein polyubiquitination. NCBI's taxonomy places the organism in Eukaryota, Metazoa, Chordata, Actinopteri, Cyprinodontiformes, Goodeidae. The coding region runs from base 271 to 714 and encodes 147 amino acids. The transcript is spliced from 7 exons.
UCUCGCGAUACUAACUUAGCACGAAGAGGAGUGAGAGACAGCUAAAAUAUCUGGGUUGUUUUGUUGCUGUCUGAAGUAAGAGCGACAAAAAAAGAGACACGGUUUAUCGCACUGGUUGUGCUACAUCCCAAACCUGCCGUAUCUCAGACCUGUUUUGUUUACUGCAUGCAGAGUUGAAUUCAUCAGUACGCAGCCACAGAAUCCUAAUUGUAUGUCUGAGGUGCUAACUGUUAGCUGACAGGCUACCUAGCAUAGCCAGCCGCUGAAGCAAUGGCGUUGAAAAGAAUUCAGAAGGAACUGUCCGACCUGCAGAGAGACCCUCCUGCUCAGUGUUCUGCUGGACCAGUCGGAGAUGACUUGUUUCAUUGGCAGGCAACAAUAAUGGGUCCAAGUGACAGUCCAUACCAGAGUGGAGUGUUUUUCCUCACCAUUCACUUCCCAACAGAUUAUCCCUUCAAACCACCAAAGGUGGCGUUCACUACAAAAAUAUACCACCCUAACAUCAACAGCAAUGGAAGUAUUUGUCUGGACAUCCUGAGGUCACAAUGGUCUCCUGCACUCACAGUGUCAAAAGUAUUAUUGUCUAUCUGCUCCCUUCUUUGUGAUCCAAAUCCGGAUGACCCCCUGGUUCCAGAGAUUGCUCAUACAUACAAAGCUGACAGGGAAAAGUACAACAAACUAGCAAGAGAAUGGACACAGAAGUAUGCAAUGUGAGAACACCAGGAAGAUUAAUAAUUCAAAUGAGAACAAAAGAACCCACAAAGGAUUUGUUAUUUGAUACAAAUGAACAAUGGAGAUGAGGGAAACGAAGAGUUAAAAACAAAACAGCCCACAUUUUGAGAAGGAAGUGAUCCAAUGCGGUACAGCGACACUUGGCUUUCAGUGUGCUGAGUUGCUACAAUGUUCUGUCCUUCAUUACUGGUAUAGAUCGGCAGAGCAGGACCUGGCGGCCUACUUAAAGCACUCCCAUAUGGAAUACUGGAAUUUCUUCACAGUCCCUGAUGCCACACUCAGACUGUAAACUGGUAGUGGUAUGUUGUGAUUAUAAUUGUUGCUGUUCAUACACUUCAUUUUGAUUGUCAUAUUAUUGUUCAGCAGAGAUGCAAACUGUUCGAUCUAGGAUCAUUUCAGAGGUACUUAAUGCACCCGACUGGAUUUCUUCGAAUUUCUGUACUUUCAUGUAUUUUGGUGGCCUUUCUGUGUUAAACUGUUGAGUGUGUGUGUGCAAUUGAGACAGAAUGUUUCUUGAAGAACACAAAAUGGCACAGCAGAUAAUCUGUUGGCAAUAACUGUCUCUACCCCCCAAAACAAUGUGAAAUGCAUGAAAAAUGAUUCGUCUCAAUUGCCCUCUGUAACUGAAAAGCAGAAAGUGUUUUACAGUUUUUAAGACACUGGAGAGCUACAGUUUUAGAGCCAGCAGACUUAGAGUCUGUGCUCUGGGAUCCCAUGGGCUGGAUUUUCAUUCCCCUAUUCUUUCACAUGUUGUUAGUACACUUCUAUACUAUAAAAAAUAACCACCAAUCACUGAUAUAUUCAUCGUGCAAAACAGUACUACUGUCAUUUUGUGUUAUGUAGCUACAAACAUGGCUAGCCCUUCACAUAAAGCUUCGCUGUGCUCCACCUUGUCGGUACAGUUACUCAGGUAUCUAACCAAGUUAUCAGACUUGACAAGCAUUGACCCAUUGUAUUAGCUGCCCUCGAUGUACAGUGCUCAUCUCUAUUCACCUUACAUAAAAAGAAGCCAAUUCUUUCUGAGGAGGCAUUGUGUUGCGCACAAAUAAAUGGUGUGGAAGAAGUACUGUCAUCCUUGCUUUCCCUCUGCAGGACUUUUGAUAUUGUUCAUUGAACAACACCAGGAUUUCAAGAGUCUUCAGAUGUCAUAAUGAGACCUAGACACUACUGUUUUACUGUAAUAAAAGGGCCCUACUCUUUCAGGCGGCAUCCCUUGUAUUGGAGAGAGGUUUGUGCAAAACUUUGCCAUUUUAAAUUGUGAGCAUUUAGUUAUUUGAGAUGUUAAUUAUGAUGACACUAUAAUUUGCGUUAACAGGUGAUUUGAAACUUUGUUUUUUCUUUUUCAUGUUCAUGUGGGGGUCUGCAAAAUGUUUUGGAAUUAACUGACAGUAAAGCAUUUUGUCUGGGUAAUACAUUUGUGACUAUUUUUGAAAGCUUUUAGCUUUAGGCUUAUUUUUAUCUUUGUGUCACAGAAACUGAACGUGGUUGUGAUAUGUCACAAUGUCUAUUUUUAUUAUAUAUAUAUAUAUAUAUAUAUAUAUAUAUAUAUAUACUCCAUUGCGACUGCCUGGAAAGGCAGACGGGAAAAGUUGUGAUUGUGUGUCAGUAUGCUGGUGCUGCCAAUAUUAGGGGAAAUGUUUUUUCUGCUAUUGAGGCAUUAUUGAAUUUGUUUAACAAGGAAGGGGCUUAUUUAGACAUAACUGAUUGUAGAAGCUUUGUAGAAUUAACACUGAAUUAGGCAUGUAACAUAGAUUUUAUUAGCUGCUGUUAUAGAAACCAGUUAAAACAAAUCCUAAAAAAUACUUCCUAAAGUGUUAAAAAUGUAUUCUCUAUUUGCAGUGAAAGGCUUAGCUGCACAAUCCAGUUACGCUAUAAAUUCAGUUGUUCAAGCGCAGUCAUCUAUUUCCAUGCUCCAGCUGUACUGCUGAAUUCACCCUCGAUUAUAAAAAUGACUGAUGCUACAUUUCAUUUAUUUGUCCGAUGUGCUCCGUAGAAUUUUUAUAGGGAGCUUGGCAUGCUUUGCACUCUGGAGAACCUUCUCUCAGCCAUUUGCCAGAUAUCAGGGAUUUUGUUACAUUUUAUCUGCCUAACACCUCAAACUAAAACAUUUUUAGCCUUAACCCUCAUUUUUAUAAAUUUGGAGGAUGUGUCAGUAACUGUAAAUUAGCUGUCAGGACUUUAAACUCCAAAUUGGGUUGUUCAUCUUGGUAAAAGACACGAGAACCCGCUUGAACAGUACUAAUGUUGUGGCUGUGUCGGAACGCAGAACCUGUCCUCACGCAUCUGAAAAUUUUUAGUAAAAUAUACUUCAACUGCCACCACGAACCUACAUGUCUACAUAGUAAAAAAAAAAAGAUAACUAAUGACAUUGUUAUAACAUGAAAAUAAAGCUGUCUUGGAUUACUACUGUCA